CUGUCAAGUUGACAAUAUCAAUAUUCAUCGGACCUAGCGCUCAUUGCGCCACAUGGUCGCGUUCGCACGCUGUCGGUGUCAGACUAGUGCUGCUGAGUAUGUACCGUCUCUGUAUAUAUACUUAUUGGAAUGUUGAGGCCGUUGAAGGGGCGCGUCUUCUUAUCUGCUUCCAUUGUAUGCUCGCGUGAUGAUCGCAUGCCGCUGAACGUAUGUGCGAUCGCUUCUCAUGUUCUCUCCCUGCUUUUUGUGCAUGGAGCUGUGCGGGUGCAGGUGCUAGUGGGAUGCGUGUUAGCUGGCGGCGCGACAGUUCCAACGCUCACCUGGAAAAACAAGCACAUCGGGAGUUUUGUCAUUUAAUCCGGGACAAAAGUACAGACAAAAUUUGAAUUGACC
Molecule: messenger RNA, 393 nt
Organism: Laetiporus sulphureus 93-53
Lineage: Eukaryota; Fungi; Basidiomycota; Agaricomycetes; Polyporales; Laetiporaceae
Exons: 1
Coding region: 130-357 (75 amino acids)
Source: RefSeq, a predicted model, not a curated record